AGACGCGGUGGUGCCGUAUACGCCACCCUCAACGUAUACCUACACAAAGGUGUGUUUGCUGGUAAUUCCGCAGGUGAGCCUGGUGGGGCCGUUUUCUCUACACGCAAUGUGGACGUUGAGGAAACGACGUUUAACGGCAAUGUAGCACAGUCAGGGGCGGGCGUCUACACAACCUCAUAUGCCACCUUACACUACGCAAUGUUCUCGGACAACUUAGCAGAGGAAAGGGGAGGGGCGCUGUAUACCGGCCAGAAAGUGGACAUCGACAACUCCCAGUUUAAGAACAACACAUCACUCGACCGAGGUGGUGCAGUCUUCUCUGUCAAGAGCGCCAGUAUUACCGACAGCACUUUCGAAGACAACACAGCGACCGUUAACGGGGGAGCCGUGUAUGUCGAGGAGAACAUCACCUGCACGUACGGCACCUUCAUCAACAACUCCGCUGGCAACCGCACGGGCAACAGCCAAUCGACCAAGGCCAGGGGUGGUGCUAUGUUCAUCUACGACGGGGGAAGCCUGGAGAUGUACAACUCCACGGCUGA
Molecule: messenger RNA, 542 nt
Organism: Sphaeroforma arctica JP610
Lineage: Eukaryota; Ichthyosporea; Ichthyophonida
Exons: 5
Source: RefSeq, a predicted model, not a curated record